Molecule: messenger RNA, 2774 nt
Organism: Culicoides brevitarsis
Lineage: Eukaryota; Metazoa; Arthropoda; Insecta; Diptera; Ceratopogonidae
Exons: 6
Coding region: 201-2546 (781 amino acids)
Source: RefSeq, a predicted model, not a curated record
GUUGUUUUGGUCGGGAAAAUAUUUCGCGAUUUUCAACACAAAAUUACGAGAAAUCGGCGACUCUUACAUAGAUUCUGCUUGUCUUAUUGGAAAAUACAACGGCAGAAGUCUAUGUGACGCAAGGAGAUUUAGAGUUAAAACCAUUGGAACAAGGAGCAUUCAACUAAAUUUGGUUCGUGCUUUGCGGAGACCAAACGAUUAUGGAACGAAUAAAUUAUAUAAAGCCAAAUUUGACGCCGAAACUAACAAAUGGCCCUUCAAACACCGGAACGAUUCUGGUGCGUUUGGGCGAAUCCGUGAAUCAGACGCCGCCUACUGCACAACCAAAAGUUUAUCGGAAGAUUGAAUUGUGCUCAAAGAACAACGCAUCGAACAAUUGUGAUAUCAAUAAAAACCUUCAGAAUGGAGAUAUUUCGAAGCAGCUGCAACGACGCGACAGCUGUUCGAGUUCAAGUAGCAACCAGCAACCCGAGAAAAGUAUGAUCAUGGUUAGGAAGACUUACAAAGAAAUUGAGGCAAAAUCUCCUGUGAUGGCUAAAAAAGUAUAUAAAAAGCGAAUUUUCGAGACGACUCCGUCGGAAAAGAAAGAAACACUCCCUUACGAAAACAGAGAGGAAUUUUACAAAUACUUAGGAAUCGACACAAAACCACCCGAAAAGCGAGUUUGCAGACCCGAAAUUACUAAUUUAGACAUUUUUAAACGACGAUCGUUGCGUGUGAGAUACUUGAAUAUCCAGAAUAAAGUACAAGAGCAGGUCCAUGGAAAAUUCGAAGUCAAAGAAGAGUAUUCAGCGGUAAAGGAAAGUCCUGAGCGACGAAUCAAAACGCCAUCGAACAAAAGUCCAGUAACGGUGAGUGAGCCAAGACCUCACGAUGUCAAAGUAUUACGGUCAUAUUUGAAGCCAAAGGAGAAGAAGACUGCGAAUCUUGCAAAAGUGCAGCCUGAGACGGAAAAACGUCAAUCUGUCGUUCUACUGAAGCCCAUUAAGAAAAUCAUCAAAGUCGAUCAUCAUCACAAUCAUGCCCCAGUAAAGUACCUCAUGCGAUCCAAAAUUAACUUGAGUGAGUCUCGACUACGGAGUGGCCUUCAAAAGAAAGGACUUUUGCGACCGGCGCGAUAUUUGAGUUACUUCAAGAACAAACGACAACUCCUAAGGCAGCAACAACAACGAACAACAUCAAAGGACAAAAUAGCAAAGAAAAUCGACAAAAAACCCUCAGAAUCAGACGAAAGUACGGAGAAAAAACUUGCCGUGAAACCAGUAGAAGUGAAAGAAGAAACGACGCCGAUACCCAUUGAACUCCCCAAAAGUCCCGUGUCACAAGUUCCUGACUCGACAGUUAAUUUUCAAACGCCUACAAGUAGUAGUCAUUCUUCGACUAUUCCAACGCAUCACGUUUCAACUAUCGAUACAGUGACCAAUUCCGCGCAUACCUUGAAGAAUCCCCUAAAUAACGAGGAUGGAAGUGUACUGUUCGCAUACGCUUUGGACUCAACAUUAGUAAUUGUUCAAGAGCGAAGUGUUAGUUUCUGGAAAUACUCACCUUUUAAGCAUCUAGUUGGCAUGGAUCAGACAUGGGAGUUGAUAGGAAGGACAAAGCGACAUGAUUAUGAUAUUGAAAUUGACUGCUGCAAAAGUGAUCGGAUAUGCUUCAACGACGAGAAUCCCACGUACAUCGAAUUGCGAGCGACUCAAGCGAAGGACAACGAAAAUCGGCAGUGUCCGCUGAGCUCUGUUUAUGUCGUGGUGUACAGCAUUAGUGGCAAGCAGGAGUUUCCCGGAUGGACUUGCGGUCCCGUCAUCAAGAAUUUUGUGCAACUUGACUCGGUGCAGUCGUCAACGAACGACAUACAUUUCAUUGCGUUGCCCGGCACACGGUACUUCAUCAUAAGUUGGUAUCAGCAUCUCAUACAAAGUAAAAGUAGUGGACUGUGCAAAUAUAGUUUGACCCCGGAUUUGAGGACGUUAGCCAGUAUUAGAGAAUUCCCGCAUGCCAAACAUAAUAUUUACGAUCUCAAGUGCUUUGAAGAUUCUAAACUCAUUGGCUUCGGAAGCACGGAAUUAUCAGUGUGGAACCACAACACGGGAGAUUUAAUCAUGUCGAUUGAUUUCAAGAUGCCACUUGGACGCAACAUUUCCAUGUUUGAGUUCAAAAAUCAAGUCAUUAACUGCAUGUUCCUAACGCAAGUAAUUUCCUGCCCCCAAUCCUCGUAUAAAAGUAUUAAAGUGCUCGGCAUCAACUUGAGUGACGAUUCGUGGAAAAUCCUCAAGACGCACGAGUUGCCACUGACCUUCAACGAGACAUGCUCAAAAAUAGCAACUGCAGACACCGCAAACAUCGCCAUUUGUUCGAUAGACAACGGACAAACAAUGUUAAUGAUGAGCAAGCACGACCUGCACUGGAUAAAGCUGAUUCAGAUGGGACAACGAGCGAAUUCCGUGGACAUGUGCGACGUUCAAUUGUUCUUCAAUGGCAGUCAAGUAGUGGAAAUUGGCGAAAAUAUCUUGAUCAAAAGUCUCGAUGAGUUUAGUUUGACGAUGUAGAGCACUGUGGAGUGUUCAAACAGUUUUGCACAUGUUCCUCUUAAAGUUUUAUUAGAAUUUUUGCCUCAUUGAUUGAAUGAUUCGCGAUUUCUGUAUUAGAACAAAAAAAAAAUCACAUGAGAGGUUGUUGUUGUAAUAUUGAAUUGAUAUUUAAUUUGAAAUUUUGUAAAAAAAAUAGUUUAAUUUUAAAACAAAUGAAAUGCUAUAAAAUAAAAUUUUAACAUUAUU